UCACCGGAAACGGAAAUGUCUCGUUUGUUUCUUGUUGGGGUUGUGAAUGAAACGAGCUAACAGCCAUUAGCCUGUAUCCUGUUAGCUUAGCCUGGAUCUCGUUAGCCUGGAUCAUUUUAGCUUAGCCUGGAGCCUGUUAGCUUAGCCUGGAUCCCGUUAGCUUAGCCUGGAUCCCAUUAGCCUGGACACUGUUAGCUUAGCCUGGAUCCCGUUAGCAUGGACACCUGUUAGCCUAGCCUGGAUCCCUGUUAGCUUAGACUGGAGCCUGUUAGCUUAGCCUGGAUCCCGUUAGCCUGGGUUGUUUGCAGCCCGGCUCACGGCUCUCAUGUAGCCGCCUUCCACACACAAGCUGCCGGGUUUCCACAAACGUCUCACCUGUGGCUUUAAGGCGACGUCAUCACAGCUGUCCAAUCAGCACCAGCCGAACAGCCGUGGAGCUGCUGCUGGUUCCGAGGAUGAUCCAGUUCGUGCUGAUGGUGAACCGGCAGGGCCAGACCCGCCUGUCCCGGUACUACACGCCCGUGGAGCUGACCAGGAGGGCGGCGCUAGAGGCCGACGUGGUGCGCUGCUGCCUGAGCCGCAGGAAGGAGCAGUGCUCGUUCGUGGACUACAAAGACUUCAAGCUGGUUUACCGUCAGUACGCGGCGCUGUACAUCGUGGUCGCGGUCACGGACGCCGAGAACGAGCUCUCUGUCUACGAGCUGGUCCACAACUUUGUGGAGGUUCUGGAUAAAUAUUUCAGUCGAGUGAGUGAACUGGACAUCAUGUUCAACCUGGACCGGGUCCACGUCAUCCUGGACGAGAUGAUCCAGAACGGAAACAUCGUGGAGACCAACAAGAGCCGGAUCCUGGCGCCGCUCACCGCCCUGGACAAGAUGGCCGACAGCUGAGGCUCCGCCUCCGUCUGUGAGCAAACCAAACGUGUCCCAUCUGCUAACAGGGAGGAGGUGCAGUCUAGGACCUGUGCUGCUGACUGCCACCAGGGGGCGAUCCAGAGGAUUGGGCACAGCCAUGUCGUCAAUCUUCAUCUACGUCUGUGUUCCGAGUCGUUUCAUCUGUCAUCACGUUGAGAACUUCUCUUCAGAUCACAUGACUCUGAACUGAAGGAAAUCGAACCUUCGACGAUUCUCUGAAUUAAAAAUGUACUGAUCUUGAUCUUUUGCUAAUAAAUCCGACUGAGCUUCUGGAUCACGAUCUGAGGAUUCAUCAGUUCACGUCAAACCCAGGUGGUGAAGCGUUAAAUCAUAGGAUCGAUCAUUAUCAGGCCUCACAUGACGAGUGUGACCACCAGGUGGCGCUCUGGAGCUGCUUCCAGGUCUGAACCACUCAGUGUUUCUCAUGUUGAGUUCAGGGUGCGAUCCCAGCGUUGGAAAGACGACAGUUCCCUCCACAAACUACAGGACUCCAUCGUUACUUCAUACUUUGCAAACAUUUUAAUGAUUAUUUUUUUGGAGCAUACACAUUUGAAAAUAUCUGUUUACCUCAAACUGCAACUUGAGUUAAAUAAAUGUUUAUAAUAUACAAAGAAAA
Molecule: messenger RNA, 1530 nt
Organism: Limanda limanda (common dab)
Lineage: Eukaryota; Metazoa; Chordata; Actinopteri; Pleuronectiformes; Pleuronectidae
Gene: ap4s1
Product: adaptor related protein complex 4 subunit sigma 1
Exons: 7
Coding region: 456-890 (144 amino acids)
Biological process (GO): protein transport; vesicle-mediated transport
Cellular component (GO): intracellular membrane-bounded organelle
Source: RefSeq, a predicted model, not a curated record